CCCCAGGGUGCGCCGGCGGCCGAGCGGCCUUUGGCACCGCGAUUGCCCAGCGGCCGCUCCCCCCGGGGCAGCGCCGUCUCCUGGCUGCAAACCGGUCCCUGGCCGGGCAGAAAGCUCCGCUCCCAGCGCCGCAGGGGCGCCCGGCUAUUACCACAUGUGACUCAGCCCGCCCCCGGGGCGUGCCCGCCCGGGCGCCCAGGUGCGGCGAGUUUGCGCUCUCCCUCCUGUCCCCGCAGCCCGGGGCGCGGCCGGGCUCUUGGCGGUGCAGGUGCAGGGGGCCGGCGGCAGCGCCGCGGAGAAGCCCCGCUGCCCGGGAAGAUGCGACUGGGCUGGAGCCACAGAUUACCACAGCAGAUAUUGAAAUGCCAAUAUUGAUCCUGGGGGGGAUACAGCCUAUCCCUUGCUCCUCUGGCUCAUGAAGCUGUACACUGGUCACCUUGGCAGCAUCAAGGACAGAUUCAACUACCAUCUCAACAGACCUUGUGAAGUUAUCAGGACUUAUGUUAGCAUCAGUGUGUGCUUGGUAUUUGGGAUACCUGUUUGCAGAUAUCGUACCUGAAGAUUCGCUAUCAUCAGCUAUCGAAAAUCUUCAGAGUAUUGGAGAGAAACCAGUACUUAAGGCGCCACCCCCCAAAAGACAGAAAUGUGACCAUUGGUCUCCGUGCUCACCUGGGAGCUAUGCUUAUCGAAUACUCAGUGGUGGUGGCAAGGAAAAGUUUGCCAAAAUUUGUUUUGAAGAUGAGCUGCUCAUAAGUGAACAGAAGGGUAAUGUUGGAAGAGGUAUAAACAUUGCCAUCGUGAAUUAUAAAACAGGAAAAGUUAUAUCUACAGAGUUUUUUGACAUGUGGGAAGGAGACUUCUCGGGACCCAUGACUACUUUCAUUAAAAAUGCACCUCAAGGGUCACUUCUCUUGAUGGUGACCCAUGAUGAUGGAAGCAGCAGAUUAAACGAUGGUGCAAAAAAAGCAAUAGCAGAACUUGGCAGUAAAGAAAUAUGGAACAUGAAGUUCAGGUCAAGCUGGGCCUUUAUAGCUGCCAAAGGUUUCACUCUACCAGAUGACAUUCAAAAAGAAAAGAUCAACCAUUCUGACAAUAGCAAGAACAGAUAUAAUGGCUGGCCAGCUGAAAUCCAGAUAGAAGGUUGUAUCCCAGUAAACCUGAUCUGAUCUUACAUUUUGCUAAUAAAGUCAUAUAAAUUAUUUUUAUAUAUGGUUGCAGUCAUAAAACCAAUAAGCAU
Terrapene triunguis (Three-toed box turtle) is the source of this 1237-nucleotide messenger RNA. RefSeq names its product protein FAM3B. NCBI's taxonomy places the organism in Eukaryota, Metazoa, Chordata, Testudines, Emydidae. The record is from RefSeq and is a predicted model, not a curated record. The transcript is spliced from 9 exons. The coding region runs from base 501 to 1166 and encodes 221 amino acids.